Cyclocybe aegerita is the source of this 345-nucleotide messenger RNA. The record is from the annotation of a GenBank genome assembly. Lineage: Eukaryota; Fungi; Basidiomycota; Agaricomycetes; Agaricales; Hemipholiotaceae.
AUGGAAGUACCCAUAAGUGGCCGACGGCUCGACAGGGACAGUAAAGCGCAGAUCACUUUCAUACCUCUUGAAAACGCAAUUUCGCUCCGAGAGACACGGAAGGCAUCACUCACGUCUGUCUUCACCGCUGUUGGCCAAUCUGGAGAACACCUCCAUUACUACAAGGAGCUACUGGGCCUCUUUUGCGCCAUCCUGUACCUGAAAGUUGAAGCUACCCGCGACAUGGGUAUUCUCCGCAUCUACGAGGCGCACGGAGACGAAGAGUGGUGGCCUACUCUCAAGGCCCAGUUUACGGGAAAGUGCACCAGGAAGUCGGUGGACAUCCACUACAUUUGUCUCCCAUAA